AUGUCCUGCCAGAUCUCAGCCCGGGUGUCGUUCUCCAGGCUGUUCAGCCGGGCACUGCUGUGGUUCCUGAACUGCCUCUUCCUGAAUGUGCAGCUGCACAGGGGCCAGAUGAAGAUGGUCCACAAGGCUACCCAGGCAAGGAAGAACUACUUAGCUGAACCCUCUCGGGCUGCCCCGGGUCUGGAGGUGCCGGGUUUCGGCUCCUACAUCUUCCGGGCCUUGGCCCCACUGGGGCUGUGGACGGGAGCUCUGGCUGCUCUGCAGAGCCUACGAGGAUGGGGCCGUGGCCGCAGGGUCUGUGCCCAUGUACAUCUGGCUCAGCCCUUCUCCCUGCAGGAAUACACUAUUGAUGCCAGAAGCUGCUGGGACAGCAGGCAGACCCUGGAGCAGCUGCUGCAGCCCAUUGUGCUGGGCCAGUGUACUGUCGUCCCCGACAUGGAGAAGGAGCAGGAGUGGACCCCAGUAACCGGGCCCCUUCUGGCCCUCAAGCAAGAGGACCAGCUCCUGGUCAGGAAGCUGGGCCAUCACGUCCUGAAUGGUGAGAACUUGGUCUGGUCUCUGGGAGAGGCUCCUCAGAGGUGGCUGGUCGUCAGGGCCCUGUGUUCCGAGUGGGUUUCUGUCCCUGCCCCUCCUCCUGCGAGGCCUACUUGGGACGUGAAGGAGUGGGAUCUGCCCCUGCCCCUGAGGAGCGGGGCAGCCAGGGAAGACAUGAUGGAGCUGCUGAGUGAGUUGCACACAGGCAGCCACCUGGCUAGCCUCUGGCAUGUCACUUCACUCUGAGGUGACGUUAGCUGAACAGAAUAACCUAAGAGAUAUAACCACAGUGCCUGGCACAGAGGGGCUCAUAACAGCCUUAUUACCAUCUUCUCAGGUGUCUCCUCUGUGGCAGAAACUGGGUGGGUGGGUAGCAGAGCUAUAAGAGGCAAGGGAUGCCCCUGAGCUCCCAGCCUGGCUCUCAAUAUAUAGUUGAUAAAUGCCAAUUUUCUUCACUGGAGGAGGGGGGCACCAAAGGCAAAGCUUGUGCUUCCCUUUCCAGAGGUGUAGUUGGGUAGCGGGGGCAUGUGUGUGGCUGCUGCCAGGGAGGUGUGCUCUUGGCUGGCUCUUGGAUCCUGACCAGCAUCCCCUCCCACCUGCCCGCCAGCGUGGCCAGCUCGGCGGUAAUGAGCACAGCCAUCAGGGCGAUGCACUGCUGUUCAGGCACCGGAAGAUAGGGGGCGGUGUGGCCCUGUGCUGAGCCCCUCACUGCCUGCCCAGGGCAUGUUCCUGUCACAGGUCCUGGGGGAGUUCUCCUGGCUGACCGAGGAGAUGCUGCUGCGUGGCUUUGACAUGGGCUUCUCAGGGCAGCUGCGGUGCCUGGUGCAGCACACCCUGAGCCUGCUGUGUGCACACGUGGCCCUGCUGCGCCUCUACCAGGGGAACCUGUUGGUGGUUCCAAGGCCAGGCCCAGGCUUCGUGCACCUGGCACACCUGAGUGCUGAGUUGCUGCCCGCCUUCCUGAGCGAGGCUGUAGGUGUUGAGUCUCCGGGGUGGUUGG
Messenger RNA from Sus scrofa (pig), 1534 nucleotides. The record is from RefSeq and is a predicted model, not a curated record. NCBI's taxonomy places the organism in Eukaryota, Metazoa, Chordata, Mammalia, Artiodactyla, Suidae.